UUUCGUAACUGAGUUAUAGACAAGGCACUCUUUGCCGCAAGAAUCUGACGAAAUGAAUUAUAUCUACGUGGGAUGUUUCAUUCUUUUAGCAUUUUUUACUGUUCGAGUUUCGACUCUGAGAAAGCAAGUACGACCCGAAGAGUACAUGGGUUGCUUUGCCAUCAACGAAGAGGAACGCUUGUUUAUCUCAAGCCCCGGAGAUUAUGAUAGGAAUGAUAUCAGUCCACUGCACUGCCUGCGGCAGUGCGGCAGGAAAUAUCAUUAUGCUGCUCUAGAAGACGGAGAUAUCUGUCUCUGUGCAAAUUCAUUACCAAACUCAACCAUGGCAUUGAAUGAUUCUGAAUGUGGUAAGAAGUGUCCUGGUUCAGACAGCUGGCCUAACGAAGCACGAGAAUGGCUUAGAUGCGGUGGCGAACGAAAAAUCAGCAUUUACUCUGCAUCUGAGAGGAUAUUGGGUUUAAGUCUUAUGAACACAGGUCAUUUACAAGUGCUGAAACCAGUCACGAUAUCUGCGAAUUUGACCAAUGGAAUGAACGUUACAUUCUCCUUUACGCUCGGUGAUGGCUCGAAAUCGUUAGAGCCAUCGAAGGUGCCUCAAGUUCGUCAUAUCUACGACCAGCCAGGAUCAUACAUUGUUUCUAUGACAGCAACAAAUCUUGUUACGGGAUCAGUAACCGUUUCACAGAUGUAUAACAUAGAUGACCCAAUGGGGCACAUAGAGCUUCUCUGCCCACACUCGGUUCCCUUAGGAUCCUGGAUAGAAUGCAAUGGCUCACUGAUCCGGGGCUCACGAAUCAACAACACUUUCUUCUUUGGUGAUGGAAGCUAUGAGUCCAUCCCUUUGAGUUCUCGUUAUUACAACGCUGGUCCAAAAAUUCCACGCGAUAAUGACACAUUUUAUUCAAUCAUGCCAAGCCCCCAAGGGACGAUCGUAUCACCAGCAUAUGAGUUCCGACACGAUGGCACAGUCACUGAAUUCGAGUUUGAAGGAGCAAAGAUAGGAAAGCUAAGAUUACAAAUAUUCCGUCCUCGCUGUGACGCUGGUGAAAAGUAUUGUCUGUCCAACAAGUCGUGUGUGGAGGAAGGUGAAACUUGUGAUCCUACCUACAAGAAAAAAUGCCAACCUUCGGAGAUUUUCUGCAUCUUCAGAAGGCGUUGCAUAGCAAAUAUCACAGAAACUAGAAAAGCAUGUGUUCCAUUAGUGCCGCAUAAGACCGACGUACCCAGGGCGGAUUAUGAGCUCAUAUUUGAGAACCUGAUUACUAUUGACACCCUGGGCCAUCAUAUUAAGACUUUACCAACUAAUGAGCAGCCCUCUGUGAGACAAGGAGAUGUUCUUGGUUGGAUUUCCGAUGGUGGGGAUCUAGCGUUUAGAGAGAUUAAUCCAGCUGACGGAGCAGCUUUCGAGUUCGAGUACCACACCAACCCACAGAUAGGGGACACCUUACUUAGGUCAAGCAAUCCCAGUAUGUAUCACAGGCAUUAUAUCGUGGCAGCACACUAUGUUCAUGCCGCGGACUUUGUCAUACGGCAUUUAUAUAAAUCCACAGGAGUUAAACACUUGAUCUCGAACAUCACGCAAACUGUGCUGGUAGCAGUGGAUAUUCCUGUGGGCGAGAACGUCACGAUGAGCCAUCGAAGCAUCGUGAACACUCACGAAUCAGUUGUGUUUGAUGUUCCUUGGCAUUCCGGUUCCAACGUUACUUAUAUAUGGGACUUCGGAGAUGGAAGCAGUGUGCGCACUCAGUCAAACUCAACCACCUACAAUUAUACGUCGUCUGGGACCUUCUAUAUAAGACUCACUGUUGCAAACUCUGUAAACCAAAAAGUUUUACAUUCAGUUAUCGCUGCUUUCGAUUUCAUAAAAGGUUUUACAUUUUCCAAUCCAAUCAAAGCUAAGGCACUUGGCUUGUCGACUGAAAUCAAGUGGGAAGCAGCUGAAGGUACCAACAUAACUUUUGUGGUAGAUUUUGGAGAUGGUAGCCCCCGAUACGAAAAGGCCACCACAUUGGACGGAAGUCGCAAAUGCUCCACUACUCAUCUGUAUUCCGCUGUUGGAAACUAUACAGUUAGUGUUUUUGCUUUUAAUCUGGUUGGUCCGAAUAUUUCCAUAAUUUCUCCGGCGGUUGUUGAAAUCCCAGUUUCAGAGGUGGAAUUCAGUCUCCCUGCUGCCCAUGUCACGCAGAAGGUUUACUUUGCUGUGGGUGAUACGGUCACUGUUAACCGUGUCGUACAGAAUGGAACCAAUGUCAGGUGUUCGUUCGAUUUCAAGGAUGGGACACCACCAACAGUGAGCAUCGAGUACAGCACGAGCCAUGUCUAUAACAGGGUUGGAGUUUAUAAGGUAGAGAUCACAUGUUAUAAUGCCGUCAAUUCGGUCAAGCGACUUCUCAACGCAACGGUCGUGGUCCAGAAUAUUGAAAAUAUCACAGGACUCACCUUAAGUGCUAAUCCAGCCAUUUUUAAGAACGAUUCAGAGAUCAUCGUUGAUAUGAAAACGGGAACAGUCUUUUUCUGCACGCUUCACUUCGGAGACGGAGACAGGCUUAAGAUCGACUACACACAUCUCCGUGAGCCUCUGUUUCAUUAUUACCCGGCGAUUGGCUCUUACAACAUUUCUGUAAAGUGUCAUAAUCGUCUGGGAGAGGCGGAAUUCACAGGCAUUCACGAUGUGGACAUUCCUAUCAAAGGCGUGACAGUGACAAGCCAGAAAAGGUUCAUCCGAGUGCAUGAAAGCGUUGCUAUUGAUAUCAGAGUUAAGGAGGGUUCCCGGAUUAGAUACGUAUGGGAUUAUAAUGAUGGCAGCACAGACACAUCCUAUCGUACUUUGGCGAAACAAAACGAACUUGAAUCUAGCUCUCACGCCUUUGCUAGGCCAGGAGCAUUUCCUGUGAGGGUUACAGUUUCAAACUCUUUUUCGGAUGUUUCUUUGGAUUUAACCGAUGCUUUAGUCGUUGAAUAUCCAGUAGCGAACAUUUCUCUGACGACAGACAGCCCUAUAAGAUUAAACCCUGGGAUAGCCACGCUCAACCUGCGUUUAGUAGCAGAUGGGACGCCACCGACUAAUGCGGUCUGUGUUUGGAAUUUUGCGGAUGGGUCUGGUCUCACACAGAGUGCGCCUUUUAUAAUUUCACCCUCGCAGCUGUUUGUAAAGACGUAUACAUAUACAUCGGAAGGGAUCUUUACAGCAUUGGUUAACAUUUCUAACAAUGUUAGCAGUCUCGUUCUAACAGCGGAUAUUGAUGUACAAGAGAUCAAAGAUGUCAGUAUCAGUGUGAUGCGAAUUGAAGAAGGAGUAAGAACGGAAGGCUUUGGACGGUUCAAAAACUUUUUCCGUGCCAUGGAAACUGUCUUUUUCAACGUUACGAUGCAGGCCAAAGAUGAACGUUACACAUGGGACUUCGAAGAUGGAUCGCCACGGAAAGUCACUUCGGAACCAUACACAACCCAUGUGUACAACCGUUCUGGGAUUUACAGAACUGGAGUGACUGUAAAUAAUAUUUUAGCUACAAUGAAUUCCACCAAAGACAUUGUUAUAGAGAAAGCGGUCGAAAAGAUAUCGAUUAGCGCUAGUUAUCCUACAUAUUACGGCGACCCAACGUAUUUCACCAUUCAUAUCGAGGAACCUGGAACAGACACAUGUCUGACUCUCGAUUUUCAGGACUCGCAUAUAACGUUCAUGGGCGAGCCACGUUGCAGACCGUCAUUACUACCCCUUAAUAACAAAUUUCUUGAGUUGAAUUCCAAUCAGACUAAAGUCGAGCUUACUCAUGAAUACGAUGACAUGGGGUCAUACCCUGCAAAACUUUCGGCUUUCAACACUGUGUCAAAGAAAGUUGCCAGCACUCUCGUGAAUAUUACUACCAACCCAUGCAAUAUACCUACAGUGAAAAUCGUUGGAGAAGAUUUCAAAGAUCCGCCACAGAAGAUUAAAAAAUCCGAAAUGCUCACGCUAAGGCACGAAGUUUCCUAUAAGUGUCCUGUGGCCUCCAGUAUUGUCUUUACUUGGGGCGUCUUCCUUGUGAGCUAUGAAGACCGAAGUAACGAAAGCAUUCCAAUUUCGGAUUUGUCAGUAAACCUUGUGCACAAUUUUACUAAUCCCGUUACAGAGUACGCUUUGCGGCGAGCGGACUUGCUGAUAAAAGAAACGAAGCUUCCGUUCGGCCACAUCAAGUUUAAGCUUACAGUCAGCUUUCAGGGGAAGGAUCGGGACCUGUCGGAAUUCGCCGGCACGGACAAUGUAUGGAUUGAAGUAAAGCGGUCUGAAAUGACUGCAGUAAUAAGAGGUAGUUUCAAGCGUUCCAUCGGCUACCAAUUACUCCUGAAAUUGGAUGCGUCUGACUCUAAGGAUCCGGACUUUCCGAAUGACAAGACUGGCAUUGAGUACACUUGGAUGUGUAAGAAGGUAGAUGAAGAGUUCCCAGAAACCACUGCGUUAAAAGUUGAAAGUGGUGGAUGUUGGGAAAAUGGGACUUACGUUUUUGGCGGCAAUAAUGAAAUAGCUUCGGUGUUCACGGGAGACUUCUAUCAAGGCACUAUGUAUGAUUUUAGUGUUAUAGUGCAGAAGGAUACUCGCAAGAGCCACUAUGACCAAAGGGUUGAAGUUCUACGAGGACAACCGCCGACCAUGGUGAUAGAGUAUGUGUUCAACGUGCUUGCGAAGAAAAAUCCUUUCAAACGGCUGAUUAUGGAGAGUCGGUGCAUCGACUGCAAGAUUGAUGAUCGCCUGGAGUAUCAGUGGAAACUCUCCCUGCUACUCGAAGGAGCCGGUAAAGAUGACGAGAAUUCCUGGGAAGAGAAAACAGACUGGACGGACUAUACACAAGCCACAGGACUUAAAGCAUCAAGCUUGAUUAUUGAGGCUGGAUACCUGUUACCCGGACGGACGUACAGGCUACAACUUAAUGCAUGGAGACCAGGGGGAUACCCGGGAGGUUAUGUGAUAGAGGAGAUGGUAAUGAACAUUGCCCCCACAGGGGGUAAGUGUAGUGUCCCUGUGUCUGAAGGCUUCGCUUUGGAAACUCAGUUUAACGUGAUGUGCGAGGAAUGGUCGGAUCCAGAUGUACCUCUUACUUAUCUGAUAGAGCUUAAAAAUGGAGAAGAAAUUGUUCCCUUAUCUGCGGGACUUGACAACAAUAUGACAUCGGUAUUUCCCCUUGGCAAGCCGGAAUACAAUUAUACGAUAGAAGUCAGAGUGAAAGUCAUGGACGCCUAUUUACUGAGUACUGAAACUCAGUUUUCUGUACGGGUCCUAGAACCAGUCAAUGUCGAUUACGAUCAAGUGUUCGGAGACAUGGAAGCCGCUGCAGGUGGCGAGGGAGGAGACCAAAAAGCUGUUCAACUCGCAGGAGCGGCAAGCUCUGUGUUGAAAGCUAAAGCGGGCAAGGAAGGUGACGAUGGAGCAGGAGAAAGAGCUGCGUUCCGUGGCAAGGUAGCUGGUCAGUUAAGUCAGCUCCCUGUCAAAGAUUUUGACGGUGUAGCCAUGAAGGGAGAAGCUCUCAACUCACUGACAUCAGCGACAGGUGAAGUGGACGAAGACGCUCAGAACGCUACAGUGAAUGCGUUAGGUGAGAUGGGUGACUUCCUGACGAGCAGUGACAGCGCACGUGACGUGGAAAAUGUAGCAAAAAGUCUGGGUUCCGCCAUUGGCAAUGUAGUAGGAGCGUCAAUUGACUCAUAUCAAAAAGCCGCCAAUGGAACGUCUUCGGGAGAUCCAAGCAAAAGUCGAAACAACACCAAAAACGCUCUCGGCGUGGUAGACAAGGUCAGUGGUGCUCUUAUGAAGCAGCUAGCAGCAGGAGACAAACCGAAGUCGAUAUCGUCGCCAAAUCUGGACAUGUCUGUUGGAAGAAAGACUAUUGAUGAUAUCGGUGGCGAGAACGACGACGAAGAUGCCGAGGAAGGGGAAGGAAUGGGUGGAGUCAAAUUACCCGACCCUAUGGCGCUCUUUGGAGGGGCUAAUGCUUCUGUGGAAGAUGGAGCUACAAGUGCCAUCGGCUCAACGCUCUCUGCGAUGGACAAGAACCCGUUUGCUUGGGAUAACAGUUCUAGUGAUUUAAAUUCUAAAACGGUUGGAUUAUCACUCACGGAUGGUAACGGCAAGCCGCUGGACCUAGCAGGGCAACAGUUGGAAAUGUUUGUUCCCCGAAAUCUCAAGAUAAAUCCCGUUAAACCCAUGGAGCUCAACCACUACGCAGAGGGUGAUCCUCCCAUGCGCAUUCAUAAAUUCAAUCGCUCAAGUAUAGAGGCAGCUGUUGCCAUAGAGAUGAAGUUUUUUCACCCAGAUAUCAAGUUUAUGGUUGCAGUGAGGUACGAUAAAAAACCGACUGCAAAUCAUUACGAUUUUGUGCACACUUUUCCGACUCCAACGGAAGCAAAGAAAAUGAAGAAACGGCCACACCCAUUUACCUAUGUGAUCCCGCACGUACUGCUCAACCCUCUGCUCAUUAGAGGACAAAACGAAAGCAAUAAUGGUACAGAUCUCUCUACUCUGCUGGCCAACGUGACAAUAAAGCAGUUCUAUUUAGGUGUGAAAGCUAUAAACAAAGAUGCUUUGAGUAACGCAAACACCAGCUAUGCCAUGCGAAUCUAUCUGCCUUCCUGUAAAAUGUUUGAUGAAGAUAAAAACACUUGGACAACAAAAGGCUGUAAGGUUGGACCAAAAACCAUCGCUAACAGCACACAUUGUUUAUGUACACCCGGAGAAGACGAGGAGGAAGAGGUUGAAGAAGAAUUUGAGGCAACAACCGAGGCACCGACAGUGGCUGCCUCAAGUGGGGAUUCACAGCCCGUUAAAAAAGUUGUACAGCGACGACGAUUCAGAAAAAGUGUGAACAAAGUGAAUAUUGCUAGUAGCAUGUUCGUGGCGCCAAACCCGAUCGACUUCAACAAGGUGUUUAACGCUAAACUAGCAGAGAAUCCUAUCGCUCUGGCUGUUGUUUGUGGAAUAUUUGGGGUUUACCUGAUAUUGGCUAUUUAUGCACGGAGAGAAGACUUAAAGGAUGUUGAAAGGGCAGGAGUAACUCCUCUGGAGGACAACGAGUCAUUUGACCAAUACCAUUACGAGAUAACAGUGUACACGGGAUUCGGAAAACGUGCAGGAACUACAGCCGAGGUCAGUUUUAUACUCUCCGGGGAUGAAGGCGAAAGUGAGCCCCGUCUGCUCAAAGAUCCUAAAGGGAAGACGUUUCAGCGACGUGGUGUAGACGUAUUCUUGGCAACGUUUCCGGAAAGUUUUGGGGAACUGAACUACCUACACCUGUGGCACAAUAAUGGAGGUCGCUCGCCUUCAUGGUAUGUCAGUCGUGUCGUGGUUCACGACCUCAACAAUGACAAGAAAUUCUUGUUCAUCUGCGAGAGUUGGCUCGCUGUUGAGGAAGGUGACGGUGCAGUCGACAGACUUAUUCCUGUGGCAGGCCUCGAUGAAAUGACAAGCUUUAACCACCUGUUUUACUCCACUACACAGAAAAAUCUCGCAGACGGCCAUCUGUGGUUCUCCGUCUUCAUGCGGCCAGCAAAAAGUCGUUUCACGCGACUUCAGCGCAUCAGCUGCUGUUUAACCCUUUUGUACUGUUCUAUGAUCACAAACGCCAUGUUUUACCAGGUUGGAGGAGAAAGCGAUCCUGCCUCUACCAUUCAGAUAGGACCUCUGGCUUUCAGUCCCGCUCAAAUUGGCAUUGGCAUUAUGAGCAGUUUGAUCGUCGUACCUGUUAACCUCUUAAUCGUUGGAAUCUUUCGUAAUGUCGAAGCUAGGCCAACGAAAGAAGAACUUAGAGAGCGACGCAGUAAAAGAACAUGUUGGUGGUUCCAAGAGUUGUUUUUCUGCUUCUUCGACUUCAACAAAAACAACAAGAACGAUUUUAUCGAAAUCUUGCAAAAGGACUCGAGAAAAGAGGAAACAUUUUUGGACUUUAGCUCCAAAACGAACUUGGCCGCAAACGACGAGAUCCUAGUAGCCGAAGGUGUCGAGUCAGAAGACAUAAGUUUUAGAAUCUCUAAACAGGAACGAAAAGAAGAGAUGGAAAAAAAGCAAAAGAAGAAAAAGAAGAAGAAGAAGAAGUUGCUGCCCUAUUGGUUUCUUUACAUCGGCUGGGUCAUUUGCUUUUUAACGUGUUUCACGACAGCUUUAUUCUGUGUCCUCUAUGGACUACAAUUUGGUAAAGAAAAAUCUGCUCAGUGGAUCUCGUCCAUGUUGAUCUCAUUCUUUCAAGAUGUUCUUAUCAGUCAGCCAAUCAAAAUUCUCGCAGUCGCACUUGUAAUCGCAAUCAUCAUCAAGAAACCUGCAGAGGAAGAAGAGGAAGAGGAAGGAGAUAAGAAAAAGCUCGACGACGAGGACUGGCUGCACGACGGUCCAAGAGAAUCCGGCGACAGAAGAAUGAAACCAAAGACACUGAUUCGUUUACAACCACCCGACAAGUCGAAACUGGAAAAAGCCAGACAACUCAGAUUUAAAGAAAUGAAAAUGAAUGCAAUCGUCAAGGAAGUUGCGUUGUACGUGUUUUUCGUGGCUUGCUUAUGCAUCGUCAGCUAUUCUCACAGGGACCCUACUUCCUUUGCUUUUAGAGAAGAAAUGUAUAAUUCUUUCGUAGAGGGAGUUCACGGAGGCCAAAAGAGCUUCUCUGCGAUUGGAAGCCGAGAAAAUUUCUAUCAGUAUGCUAAGACGACACUGAUGAAUGCUUUGUAUACCACAGCAUGGUAUAAUGGAGAUGACACGGAGCCUGGCUUCACUGCAGAUUUGUCGGCAUACAUCGUGGGAAUGGCAAGACUAAGACAACUCAGAGUUAAAAAUUACUCCUGUGAAGUAGCAUCAGACUUCACACCUUACAUCGACGAAUGCAACGACUGGUAUGGCUUUUUUUCCGAGGAGAAAGGCCAGUUUGAUAUCGGAUGGGAGCCACUCAAGAACGAGUCUUUGUAUAUUCCACCAUUUACUUACCAAGCCUGGGAAUUCAACACAUCGGAUGAACUGGACACAUUACCUGUGAUGGGAUUCGUGUCGACAUAUGGUGGGGGCGGAUUUGUGGCGGAGUUGGGAUACACCAGAGAGAACGCCACGAAAAUAAUUCAGAUCCUGGAGGAAAACAAAUGGAUUGAUUCACAAACCCGCGCAGUCAUCGUGGAAAUAGCCACAUAUAACCCUGUAGUAAAUCUGUUCUGCGUUAUGACUCUGAUUGUAGAAUUCCUCCCUACCAACGGAGUUUUCCUGUUCACUGACCUUAAGAUUGCUCGCCUUUUCACCUUCGGAGGCGGUUUUGAAUCAUUUCUUCUUGCUUGCGAGUUUUUCAUCCUCCUUUUCUUUGCUGUGUUCAUUUAUCAAGAACUUAAGCAACUGUACAGGCUUCGUAAGGGAUACUUCAAAGAGUUCUGGAACUAUAUCGAAUUUAUAAUGAUCAUUCUGGUUUUCACGUGUGUGGGUAUGUUUUUCACGCGUACGAUGCUCGUGAGCCAGGCAAUUACCAGUCUCGAAGAAAAUCCAGGAAAAUACGUCAGUUUCGGUCGAGUGGCUUCCUGGAACGAGGUUUUCAUGUACAUGGUGAGCAUGGUGGUGUUCACUGCCUGGAUCAAGGGAAUUAAGCUCCUACGCUUUAACCGUCGUAUUACGAUUCUGGCGCAAACUCUGAGAGGUUCUGCCGGUCCUUUGGCUGCAUUCUCCGUUGUCUUUUUGGUGUUUUUCCUGUCUUACUCUCUAUUUGCGUUUGCUGUUUUCGGCAAGGACAUUUCCGGUUUUUACAACUUUGUUUCCACGUGCGAGACUGUGAUGGGAAUUCUGCUCGGAUCAUUUGAUUACAGGGCUAUCGAAGAGGCGGCUCCUAUUCUUGGGCCAAUAUUCUUCUUCACGAUAAUGGUCUUUGGCACAUUCAUUUUGAUGAAUAUGUUUCUGACCAUCGUGUUGGAUGUGUUCUCCGAAGUGAAAGAGUCCAUUGACGAUCAAGAGAACGAAUACGAGAUUGUCGACUUUAUGAUCCGGCGCUUUAGGAAGUUCACCGGAAUGCAGCCAAACAAGGUUAUGAUUGACUCUGAAGAGUCGAUGGAGAAGACAGACAUUGAAGAAGAAACUAGAAAAGACCUACUGGCUUUGAGCAACAAGAAGAAACUAAGAGCCAGGCGAAAGUUUAAGCCAAUGGAUCUAGUGGCGCAGCGCUUCACAAGACUGGAAACAUCGCUGAGUGGUUUUUAUUGUGAAGAGUGGGCUGAGGAGCGCCUGCUAGAUCACAUAGUGGAGAGGAGGUGGGGAGUCAAUGCUGAGGCUGCUUAUGCUCAGGCAGACGCUGAGCUACACGAGGAGCAACAGGUAGAGCAGCUACGUCAGGAUAUGUAUGCUGCUGCUGAACGGUUUGAUGCUGGUGAGGGAGCCAUCAAUUUGAACUUCGAGGAUGAUAUUUUUGAACCGUGGAACUCGACUGAUGCAUAAAAAUUCAGUGCCAGUUGAGUAUGUAUCGACCUUGCAACAGAAUUUCUUAACAUCGAAAAACUUAGCAUGUAUUCACACAGUUUUUGCGGUUAUGUACUGAAAGUACGAGAGAAAUCAGUUCUCUCGUUUUAACCACAGAGCAAUUUAUCACCCUGUUACUAUUGAUCAUGAACUAUUACAAAAGUAUAAUCGUACAUACUAACAUUAUUAUUUGUCUCAUAAGUAUGGUGGUUCAGCCAGGAAUAAUAGCUAUAAAAUAUUUAUUCACCCGGCGAGUCACCGCUAUCGUAGAUCAACCAACCAGACAAUCUAAUAUAAGAUGUAACUGAGUAAGUCCUUGGGAACAGUAUGCUAUAUUAAAACCUCUUCCUGGCUUGGUCUUUAACAUUUUAAGCUGCGAUCUGAUACAAAGAAUGGCGUUGCUUUGUUUACUUAAUGGUUUUCAAGUGUUAAACAAUUACAAACAUCAAUUUUUAAAGGGAUUUUCUGAAUAUUCAACUUAAGAAAGCUUCCGAUGCUGGAUGAUGUAAUAUCUGAUUCGUUCUGGGGUCUCUGAUAAACUGUAGGAUGUUCAUGUUCGUAAGCACGUUUUGAUCGGAUUUAAUGCCACGCAUAUAGUGAUAAUGAGGGUGGGUUAUUUAUGUUAUCAUAAAGACUGACGAAGUUCCUACUUCUGAUAAAGAAAGAACAUAGAAUGCAGCAAGUGUUUAUUUAAAAUUCGGGAGGACUUUUCUGUUGUAAAAAUACUGGGCUUACAAAUAAAAUUUGCAGGAUAUGGU
Stylophora pistillata is the source of this 11190-nucleotide messenger RNA. RefSeq names its product polycystin family receptor for egg jelly. Gene Ontology annotation, cellular component: membrane. Gene Ontology annotation, biological process: detection of mechanical stimulus. NCBI's taxonomy places the organism in Eukaryota, Metazoa, Cnidaria, Anthozoa, Scleractinia, Pocilloporidae. Gene Ontology annotation, molecular function: protein binding; calcium channel activity. The record is from RefSeq and is a predicted model, not a curated record.